AUGGCUGGUAGCGGUUGGAGAAGAUAUUUUGAAUUUUCUUUGACCGAAAAAAAUCGAAACAAUGGACUAUGUAAAUUAUGCAAUCGAAUUUACAAAGAUAAAUAUGGAACUCAUUCAGAUGAAUAUGCUCGAACAUUUAAUAUUCAACAUGAAUUUUCAUCUGAAGGAACACAUGUUGCGGAAGAUAGUCCAAUAUCACGUGAAAUAACCAAUUCAAAAGAUAGACACAAUCGAAUUACAUGUUUGAUUGGGUGCGGGUAUUUGAAUGAGUACAUUUUGGUUUCUGUUGUCAUGUCAACUCACACCCAACAAUAG
Molecule: messenger RNA, 315 nt
Organism: Rotaria socialis
Lineage: Eukaryota; Metazoa; Rotifera; Eurotatoria; Philodinida; Philodinidae
Source: the annotation of a GenBank genome assembly